Messenger RNA from Candidula unifasciata, 840 nucleotides. NCBI's taxonomy places the organism in Eukaryota, Metazoa, Mollusca, Gastropoda, Stylommatophora, Geomitridae. The record is from the annotation of a GenBank genome assembly.
AUGAACCCACACCCUGAUGAGCACACCUACCCAGGUGAAGAGAACCUGAUAUGGGGCCAGGGAAUAAAGGAACGCCAUAGAGUUGAGAAACCACGAACUAAAUAUUCAGCUGUCAGUGAACAAGCACGAAAGAUGAUUCCAUCUGAGAAUUUGUGCAAGAUGUUUUGUGGAGGCAAAAGUUGCAAGUAUUGUUCAUCAGUUGGUUGGAAGAAAGAACAGAUGGUUGUGGAUGGACUUUACUCAGAGUGGGUCACCUGUAACAUCAUGGCCAUGGCUAGGAUGUCCAGCGAUAAUAUCAAACACUUCAAUAUGAUUAAGCAGUUGCAAGAUCUCCAGGUGAAGACAAUCAUCAACCUACAACAGCCUGGGGAACACGCUUAUUGUGGCUUCGGCAAUCACAGCAGUGGCUUUUCUUAUAACCCACAGACACUUAUGGAUGCUGGAUUGUUCUUUUACAACUUUACAAUCCAAGAUUAUGGCGUGGCUGGAAUGGCAACACUUUUGGACAUUGUGAAGGUCAUGCAGUUUGCUGUCUCACAGGGCAAGGUCACUGUCCACUGUCAUGCAGGACUAGGUAGAACAGGCAUGGUAAUAGCUUGCUACCUGAUCUACAACAACAGGGUACAGACAGACAAAGCCAUCCAGUAUGUCAGGUCUCGCAGACCUGGAGCCAUCCAGACAAAACAACAAAUCAACAUCUGUCGGCAGUUUGAAACUUACUUGAAGCCAUUUUUUAUCAUAUUUUCAGAAAUUGAUGCUGUAUCGUUCAAUCAGUUUUUAACGCGCCAAAGGCAUUUACUACAUGGCUAUGAAGCUAGAAAGCUGAAAAAUAUACCAAAG